Messenger RNA from Cannabis sativa, 818 nucleotides. RefSeq lists its product as uncharacterized. NCBI's taxonomy places the organism in Eukaryota, Viridiplantae, Streptophyta, Magnoliopsida, Rosales, Cannabaceae. The record is from RefSeq and is a predicted model, not a curated record. The coding region runs from base 143 to 577 and encodes 144 amino acids. The transcript has a single exon.
UAUUUAUGCACACCAAAUCAUUAGCUCAUAUCAAAGAUAAUUUUAAUGACAACACCUAUUGCUUUCCUUCUUAUUCCUAUAUAAAUACACAACCAAAAUUCAUUUACAUAUAUAUGUAUAAUAUAUAUAUCAUAUAACCAAUAUGGCAGCCUCCGGUACCAUACCAACAAGAUCAAUAGGGAGGCUGUACAAGUGGCAGGUGUCCGAAUCAGACGGUGGCGAAUCGGCGAGGCUGCUGGUGGGGCGGCCCGAAGGCGGUGGAAUAAGGGCAUUGAAGCAGCCUAAGGUGGUGGAUAGUGUGUCAUGUAGGCAAAUGUUUUUGAGGAGUUACACAUUUUCCAGGAAAGAAAGUUUUUCUGAGAAAACCAAAAAGUGUCUAGGAAGAGUAUUAGUGCUCUUUCGGCUUAAAGGGAGAGGUUUUCAGGACAUUAGGAGGCCGAGGAAAAGGACGAAUAGGAAGGCGACACCUAAGCACCGCCACGAAAUGACGCCUAAUGUAGGAGUGAAAGAGGCAUUGUCUAAGUUUCGUAGGUUGGUGUUAUGUUAUUCUCCUUCAAGAUCAUGUAUUAUUGAUUAAUAGUACUUUUUGUGUUGAUUAUUGAUGAUGAUCAAGUCUAAUAAUUUGUACUCAUAACUCUGCCUUUUGUGUUUUUCAUCAUUUCAAUUUUGUGUGAUCGGUUGUUAUUAUUAAAGGGCAAUUUCUACAAGUACAUUUAGGCUCAUAUUUGGAUAUCAAUCAACAAAAAUAGUGUAAUAUUGUUUGUUAAGUGCAAUUUUUAAUGUUGGAACAAGAGAGAUAUGUAAACUGUUCUUUUUUA